AUGCCCUGUGUAGAUAAAGAUUACCGUGCUUUUGCGCUAGUGUCUUUGCCCUCAAAGCAAAUGCUCCUGGUAGUGCUUGACAAAGGAGAAUUUUCAGCCCUGAAGGAAUCUUUGAAGCCUGUUGCUCAUUCGCUUCUUAAGCCACGUCAGAUUCAGCCAACAGUGACCUUCAUGAAAGCCAGCGAAUUCAGGGAAAUUCUAACGAAUAACGCCUCCAGCCAUAUCAGUCACUAUAGCGGCCAUCAUGGUUCCAACUUUGCAAUCCAUGUUAACGAUGUAUGCCUACAGAAUAACCUCUUGCAGAUUAAGCGUUCUUCUCCCGUCCUAAUCAGGAUGGCAGAUGGCAGUCUCGGAUUUCAGAAGAGAGUGCUUCUAAGGUACCCUUUCAACCUCAUUUUCAAGUUUCCUAGGACAAUAACCUGGCUAGGCACCCACCAACCGUAUCCUGUUCUCGUUGUAAGUCUAGGUGGUGUUGCAGCGGAAGAUAAGGUACAGGCACUAGUAGAUAGUGGCUUGGCCUGGUUACACUCGCAAAUGGCGUGUCCCACUGGAGAGAAUAUAUCGUACCUGUCCCAGGAUUCCAGUGAAGUAUGGGUGUUCUUCAUCUACUUUUCCUUGGUAGCGAAACCGCCUUGCUUCCUCUUUUCGCGGGCGAUAGCGUCCUUCAGAGUUGAUGAUAUCUUGAGUUACGGGAACAAAUUACCAAAGCAGAACUUUAUACUUAGGUUUACGCCCGACUUCUGGGAGUUGUCUUGUGCGGUCUCUUUCGCUUCGUUUGAUAUUUCGGAUCUGCAACUCAAGGCCGUCUUGAACAAAUACUUGGAGAACUGCUUAGCAUGUACUUUGCAGCAGCGCAAUGCACUGGCGCCGUAUGUGUCCAACAAAGCAAAGAUGUGUGAGGGCAUGCACGGGGGCUCUACAAUGGAAUACCCAAUCAAUCGUGGACCUGGCGUCCCACAUACAUCAUGUCUACUCCAGGCUUACAAAAGCUUAAGAUCGAAGCUUAAGAAAAAGCGAGGUGAUCUAAUUCUGAAGCCUAGAGAAAUAGUGGAAAGAAUCACUACUUCAUCGCCUAUAUACCCCUCAAGACUUGAACAGGCAAUCGAUAGUGCCGACAGCGUCAGGGUGGAAGACAAAGGCAAACUCUUAACUGCACUGAUAAUGCGUAGGCGAACGCAGUGUAAGGUCGAAAUCAGAGCGGGUGAGGUGGAAGCCUUCCAAGGUUCACCGAAACUUUUGGUUACGGAUGGAAAAUCUGACCAAGAUAUAGUGAAAGCAGGAGUCAGGCCAGAGUCUCACAACAAUUCCACUGCACCCAGGCCUUCUCCAUUGCCAUCAUUGCCUAAGAAUUAA
Messenger RNA from Lindgomyces ingoldianus, 1353 nucleotides. RefSeq lists its product as uncharacterized. Lineage: Eukaryota; Fungi; Ascomycota; Dothideomycetes; Pleosporales; Lindgomycetaceae. The record is from RefSeq and is a predicted model, not a curated record. The coding region runs from base 1 to 1353 and encodes 450 amino acids. The transcript has 15 exons.